AUGGACGAAGUACACUUGCUCGGCAUACUGAAGCUAGCCACCUGGCAUGGCUUUUUGGGUACACAAAGAAAUAAAGGAGGCCACAGUCGCAACUUUACGGCGGACGGCAUUGACUGCAACAUCCAGCUAAUCGAGCCCGGCCGUCGUCCGACAGUGGAAUCUCUUACCCAAAUCGUCAACCGUCUCGCUAUGAGUAUAGAAGAGAUCCGUGCCAAGGUAUCACAUAUUCACGACGAUAUUCACAUGCUGAAGAGCGCUUCGCUCCAACGUCACCCUGUGCAUUCUGCCCUCAUGAGAACAUGGGCAGGCACCAAUCCGCCGACUGCUACAAUUACCCUGAACCGUUCAUUCGUAACGUACGAGCCGUCGAUCUGCACCUAUGCGGAAGAUGCUUGCGUCCUGUCCACGGGUGAAGUUGCCAUGUCAAGUGCGCUCCUUGCCGUGGCGAACACAACGUCCUCCUAUGCGGCCAGAGCGAACCAUAAAAGCAACGACGUUUGUAAUCAUCUAUGGCUGCUACUCUAUUCUACUCCUUAUUCUACCCACUACACUCGCCCGUCAUCAUCACUUCCCCCGGCUGAUAUUCGCCUGCUGACAUUCGACCUUCGCGCCUCGAUCGACAUAUUCAUUUCUGCCGCAGUGCCGCUCUCGUCGACCUUUAAUCUGAGCGGCACCAAUCCCUACUGCACGUCAUCUUACUCACUUCCCCUGCGGAAUGGUAUGGCUAGCAGUGCUGGUGGAGUUGCGGUUAUUGAUGGUUUCAAUGGCACCUUCGAUCGAGCCCUAUGCAGUGCGCCGAAGUCGACUGGAAGAUAUGUUUGA
Haemonchus placei is the source of this 822-nucleotide messenger RNA. The record is from the annotation of a GenBank genome assembly. NCBI's taxonomy places the organism in Eukaryota, Metazoa, Nematoda, Chromadorea, Rhabditida, Trichostrongylidae.